GCCAAGAGCAGCCAGAACUUAACCUCUCUUUCUUCUUGCUGCAAAUAAAAAUAGUACGAUCUUUGCCCUAUGAAUGAGUUAACCAGGCGUGUGUAUUGUUCGGUAUUUACUUUUGGUGGGGGCUGGCAAAAAGCCGUUUAAAUUUCUUCUGAGCCUUUUGUGCAAUUAAUUUGGCUCAGUUAUUGAACCGGCAAUCGCUUCCGUCGUUUUGUGAUUGUGAUGUCUAUAAAGUUUGUUCUCGAGUUCAGCUAGUAUCGUGUUCUCGGGUAAAUAUCACAUCCUGCAGACUGUCUAUUCUCAGAGCAUCUUCACUUCAGAAUGUCUAUAUUUCGUAGAAUCUCCUUGCUGGUUCCUAGGUUGAACACAUCCUCUCGACAAGUCUACCAACCUGUACUGAUCCAACAGCUGUUGGUGACAACCGCAAUGGACCGACGCAGCUACUCUCGGCACCCAAUCUCGAAGAGCGUGGACCUGAUCAGCGCGGACUGCGUCAAGUUGGGUCGCGGCAAAGUGGGCCCGCAGCUGGUGACCGACACACCGCGACCACUUGCCGUGGUGCUCGCCUGGAUGAUGGCGUCGCCAAAGCACCUGGCCAAGUACACCGACAUCUACCUGAAGCGCGGCUACGAUGUUUUGACUGUCAACUGCACACCUUGGCAGCUGUUGUGGCCUGUCAAGGGUAGUCAGGUGAUAGCAGAAGACGUAGUGAACUUCCUGGAUGAGAACAAGAGCUGCUGGCCGAUAGUGGUUCACGGCUUCUCGGUUGGCGGUUACGUGUGGGGUGAGGUCAUGGUUCGUCUCAAGGAGGACCUGUGCAGGUAUCAGCCGAUCAUCGACCGCAUCGUGGGACAGACGUGGGACUCGGCCGCCGAUUUCACAGAGUUCCAGGUGGGACUACCGCUGGCUGUCUUCCCCACUAACCCCAUACUCAGGCGGUUGUUGGAGCGGUAUGUCAGGUAAGAAAUUCGCCAAUGAAA
Messenger RNA from Nilaparvata lugens (brown planthopper), 977 nucleotides. RefSeq names its product transmembrane protein 53. NCBI's taxonomy places the organism in Eukaryota, Metazoa, Arthropoda, Insecta, Hemiptera, Delphacidae. Gene Ontology annotation, molecular function: serine hydrolase activity. Bases 319 to 960 code for a protein of 213 amino acids. The transcript has 4 exons. The record is from RefSeq and is a predicted model, not a curated record.